GGUUCAAACUUUACAUUCGAAAAAGAAAAUGGCAGCCUCCAUACUGCAGGGUCGUUUUUCGAGAGCAUUUACUGUUUGUGGCACAAGAAAUGGAUUUACACAACUUUCUUACAGUUUUGCAAGCAAUUACACGCUUGAUAAUUACGAUGAACUAGAAGAAAAUGUCGAGGAAACCAUAAAAGACAUUCGCGACGUUAGUCGUUUACCAGAGAGGUUGAAGGUUAAACUAAAAAAGAAUACACUGAAUGCCAUACCGGCACCUGAAUAUAUCCCAUCACACAUGACAGGGAAACCCAAAGACAUUCGACGAUUUCAGAGGAAAACUUUUGCAAAAUAUGGUCGUAGAUACAAAAUAAAUCCUGGAAGUUUGUGGCCAACAGAGGAGGAUUUGGCGAAAGAAAAACUGAGAGACAGUUAUUUUGACCCUCCAUUAGAGGAAAGUUUAGAAAAAAUUCGAUUAUCCAAGGAAGAAAAAGAAGAGACAAGACGCAAAAGGUAAACAAUUCAAUUCAUUAUCUG
Molecule: messenger RNA, 519 nt
Organism: Saccostrea cuccullata (small rock oyster)
Lineage: Eukaryota; Metazoa; Mollusca; Bivalvia; Ostreida; Ostreidae
Product: large ribosomal subunit protein mL64-like
Exons: 1
Coding region: 29-499 (156 amino acids)
Cellular component (GO): nucleus; mitochondrion
Source: RefSeq, a predicted model, not a curated record